This is a messenger RNA of Anisakis simplex (herring worm), 621 nucleotides long. The record is from the annotation of a GenBank genome assembly. NCBI's taxonomy places the organism in Eukaryota, Metazoa, Nematoda, Chromadorea, Rhabditida, Anisakidae.
AUGCAAGAAUUGCGCGAUGAAUGUUUUGAGCUGCAAGCGAGGAAAGAUGAACUUGAGCAAAAGCUUAAGGAAAUUGAUGCCUCCGUACAGUCUUCUACUGAACCUCGCGUGACCAGUGAAAAAAGCGUCCUCAACCUUCAAGAGAAAAUAAGUCAUUUGAACAAUGAAUUGUCUGAGAAGGAAAGUGCAAAUGAACGACUACGAAAGGAAAGAAACGAUUUCGAAUGGAGCCUUGGAGAACACCGACAAUGGUUAGCAGACAGUAAGAAUAGAAUAGCAGAACUUGAGUGUGAGAUUUCAAAGCUGAAGAGCGAUUAUGAAACUGCACUCAAGAGUGCACGAAAGGAAGUGUACGACCUGCAUGAACGAAAUACAAAACUGGAAGAAACGCUCAAGAAGACGGAAGUAAUAGUUGUAAAUUUGCAAAGCGAUAAAGAAGCAACACGAAGAUCAUUCAUCCUUGAACAACCACGCACUGAGUUCCAGAAUCGUGAAGAACUUGAAAAAGCGUACAAGCAUUUACGAGAAAAAUAUAGUGAACUUAGUAAAACGCUCAAAUGCACUGAAGAGAUGUUAGCGAAAUUAGAAGCCGACAUGAUGGAGAAAUCAGAUCUUGGGUAG